Messenger RNA from Heterotrigona itama, 1490 nucleotides. NCBI's taxonomy places the organism in Eukaryota, Metazoa, Arthropoda, Insecta, Hymenoptera, Apidae. The record is from the annotation of a GenBank genome assembly.
UUUAAUUUAUUUAACAAAUCGUAUCUAAUCUGCAAAUCUACAGUACUACAAAUAAGGUAAGAAAUUUUUAAAUUUAAAUUUAAAUUUAAUUAAUAAAAGCUGUUGUUAUAUUUUUAAAAUUCGACGUUGUUAUAUUAUAUUAUACAUAAUUCUUGAUUUUAUUAUUUUCCAUGAUCGGAAUACAUUUCCGUAUAGUCAGACUUACUAGGUUAGAAAUAAAGUUCUCAUUCGUUCCUAAAAUUCCUAGUCUGUAAUUUUUUGAAUAAAAUUUUAUUUUUCUUAAAAAUAAUUUAGAUACUUAAGAGUUAAUUAUAUAUCGCGUUAUGAUAUCACGAAUAUAAUAUGUUAACUGUGAAAAUAUUCGAUAUAAUAUUUACUGAAAAAGAAAAGAAAUCACUUAUUUUGUAUCGAGCAAAUUACUUGGUUUGAAAUUGUUAUAGUUAAUUGAAUCAAGUUUCUUCGUCGUAUAACAUUUUGAAUAUACGCGCGGUUUUAAUUGGAAGACAAACCGUUUUGUUUCAGCCAAUAGAAAAGCAGCUAGGCGAUGCUGUGGCGCCAGAUGCCAUUCUAUUUGCGUCUACGUUUGAAGUGAUAACUAUGUAGUACUUUCCUUACAAUUUUGUUUUAGAUUAGUUUAAUUAUCACGCGUUUGUUUAAUAAUUUGCUAAACGUCAUCAUGAAGUUAGACAGUUUUCAAACAUUUUUUGUUCGUUUUUCGUCAAUCUCUUAUUUGAUCAGAUAGAAUUAUCAAUAGCUCGCGUUACACCCUUUUGUUUGUGUAUAUAAAAUUCGAGUUCAAGUAUUGCUUCAUUUUAAUAUAUAAUUCACCUCAAUCUUGUACAUGUAUUCUAAUUACUUGGUUCUCUUUUUGUACAGGUUGAUUACAAUAAUGACUACGAAAGACCACGCCGAUUUAUAAUACAGGCGCCAAUUUCAAUUCGAUGAUUUUGAAUGCAGAUUUGACAGUACUUGAGAGAUGUAUAUAUGCAUUUGAAGAAGAAAAAUAUGAAAACAAAGUAGCUCUCUCUCUCUUUUUUAUAAGAUUUUAUAUUCUACACUCCAAGCUUUUACAUUGGGAUUAUAGUUUUUAUUAUUAUUACAAUUUGCAUAAUAUAAUAUUCCUAAAAUUAUAUUUUUCAUUGUUUCAAUUUAUUAAAAUAAUUGAUGUAUUUAUUGCUCAUAAUAUUUAACAACAUGUUUUGUUGUAGAUUUUUCACAACUUCUAUUUCCUUCUACACUCUAUGCAAGACUCACCAAUGCCAGAGAUGUAAGUAUUUUUGCACAUAGUACUUCAUUUAAUUUGAUUCUUUGUAUUUUUAUAUAUUUUAUAUAUUUCUAUCUUUUCGACGACAAGUCUAAGAUAACUUAAGGAAAACACUAAUCAUACGAUUUUCAACCUUUAGAUUUAAAAAUUUUAAGUUUUUAUAUAUUAGAAUUUCAAUUUUUACUGCAAUUAAAGUUUCAAAGUUCACUAUUGUUAUCAAAAGCUA